AGGAAGGAUGUGGAAUGAUUGGUAUUUCAUGGAUCUUCGGUGUCGGUCUUCAUCCGACAAACAUUUGUUGAGUGUCUGGGUCAGGCACUGGGGAAGCACCCUCCUUGGCUAGAGCCCUAUGGAGGUGUCAGUCCCAGGACCACCAAGGUGUAGAUGCUCUGAUAGUCAUCCCUACUGGAUGAACGGACACCCAGGCAGGAGGUCAGUUCCUUCUGGGGGAGCCGUGACUGAAGAUCACACUUAAAAUAAGGUCUCCCUAGGUGGAAGGGGGCAAAAGGAUUAGGGGUAAGGAAGAGCCUAUGUAAAGGUAAUAGGCAUGAAACGUGUGGGUACUGCUGGGUUUUGCACCAUGGAAGAGCCUAGGUGGGGUGUGUGGUGAGGCUGGAGGUGGUUUCAGAGAGCACAUCAAGCUGGGCUAGCGGUACGGACUGGAUCCUAUUAGCGCCCUAAGUAUUUUAGGCAAGGCAGUGGCAUGGUGAAAUUUGUCUUUUGGUGUUAAUAUACCAGCAGUGAGUAGGAUUGCUGGGAACUCAGUUAAGUUCAUAGGAAACGUGAAUAGAGGGAUGUAUCUCAGGUUUGUGAAGCUGUGCCAGUGUUGGCAAGGGUGAGUGAGAGAAGGUGGGGCUGUGGCGAGUGCAUCCCCUUGCUGACUGUGGAGGAAGGGAUGGGGUAGACCCAGUUCAGUGUAGUCUGUUCUUUCCCCACACUCAAUGGAGAGGUGGGGCCACAAUGAGGAUGCCAAGUGAUACAGAGAUAGAGGUGGAUAGUCUUUCUUCGAGACUUUUUUAUUCCAGAUAGGACACACUUGAGCUGGGGUAUGGUAGGGGAAGUGAAAGCUGUACUAUAGUUUUAAGUCUUGAUAAGGCAUAUCAGUUGUUUCCAUUAUGACUUGAACUUGGGUCGUAUUGAGUUAGGGUUUCUUCUAUUACAACCCGUGAUCCUUCUUUGCUAUGUUUGCUAUGUUUGAGUAGUGAUGUGGAAAAGAUCUCAAAAGUAAAGCAAAGUGGAAAAAAAAGAAGAGAAGUUUCUGUAAUCAUUGUUUAUACUGAGCAAAUGUUAAAUUUGUUUGCUUUUCUUAAGAACUAAAACCUUAUGAAUACCAGCUUUUUUUUUUUUUUUUUUUUUACCAUUGGAGCUCUUAAUAUCACUCUUCGUUCCAGUUCCCUUCCUCUCUGGGUGUUCUUAAUAUCUUGCAAAGGCGUAGUAUCAGGCUGGGACAAGGCGGCUCAGUCCUGUCUGCACAUUCCAGCCCCUUCCUACCCCCAGACAGUCUGGAAGCAGGAGCUGAGCCUCCAGCCCACGGACGAAAGAAAAUGCGCGUGAGAGAGGUGUUCAGAGCCACCCAGCUCAGUAGAGGCCGAGCCAGCACUAGCGCCCAGGGCUCCCAACGCCAGGCGGGGGCUUCCUCCCGCACGCCUCGGGUCAUCGCUAAAACCCGCCCCUUCCCACCUCCACCCAUUCAGACCCUCCCACGGAUUUCCUCUCCUCCCGGGGAAGGACUCUGAUAGGCGGUCCUGGAGAGAAAACCCAGAACAUACCUAAGACCAACCUCGUGUGUGUUCAGGAGAGAGAUAGGUGUGGGGUCCAGUUGAUGCUUCCAGCCACAGUAUAUUUGCUCCUAAACCUUCGUGUUCCUGUUCCCUGGCAAAAUGAGGAAAGGAGGAGGGCUCAGGAGAAGCCAUCAGAUCUUGUCCCAUAUUUGGUAUCUGCUUUUCCCAGCCCACAAGGGAAGGACCAUGUGCCAGGGGUCGUUGUCGUUCAGAGAUGUGGCUGUGGGCUUCACCCGAAAGGAAUGGCAACAGCUCGACCCUACACAGAGGAUGCUGUACCGGGACGUAAUGCUGGAGAACUACAGCCACCUGGUCUCCGUGGGAUGUCAAGUCACCAAACCAGCUGUGAUCUCCAGGUUGGAGCAAGGGCAAGAACCAUGGAUGGAAGAGGAGGAAAUCCUCAGAUGGAGCUUUCCAGAAGAAAUUUUGCAAGCUGACCACCAAGUAGGUAGACCCCAGGGACACCAAAACAAACUUCUGAGGCACAUUGCAAUCCUUGACAAGCAAGAACUAGCCAAGAAAGGGUAUCACGGAUGUAGCACAAUUGAAAAAACAGUCUUUCAGGACACAAACCAGGCUCCCUCAAAGCAGCCAGCCCAUACCUGUGACUCAUGUGGAAUGAGUUUGCCAUGUAAUGUAGCCGUUAGCCCUAAUGCCUACCUCGCCAGAAGGAGAUUUGAGUGUGAUGGACAGGGGAACUUAUUUCUGUACUCUAAGCUCGAAACACCCCCUUCUGGAGUCCAGCCACGUGAGUGUGACAGGUGCCGGAAUGCCCUCAGCCGUGACCAGGCCCUUCGUGCCCACCAGGGUGCUGGCAGUGCCGAGAAAGCCCACAGGUGUCCCCAGUGUGGGAAAGGCUUCUCCUGUGAACCGGAACUCAUUGUGCACCGGAGGGUUCAUGGGGGUGAGCAGCCCUCUGCACCUGGUGCACAGGGCCUCAGCUGCAAGAAGGAGGUUUGCCUCCCCAAACGCCGGGGAAAUCAUACCAAAGAGAAACCCGGGGGGGACAGCGGUGGUGGGAAGACACUGCCCCAGAAGAUAAGCAUAUCGGUGCCGGUCGCAGUGCUUGCCGGAGGGAAGCCCUACAAGUGCUCCGAGUGUGAGAAGAUCUUCUCCCAUAAGUCCCGUCUCAUUGAGCACCACCGGUCCCACACCGGGGAGAAGCCCUACGGCUGCAAAGAGUGCGGGAAGUCUUUCUCGCGAAAGUCGUGCCUCAUCAUCCACUACCGCAUCCACACCGGCGAGAAGCCCUAUGGCUGUGGCGAGUGUGGGAAAGCCUUCUUCCAGAAGUCUCACCUCAUCCUGCAUCAGAGGACUCACACAGGGGAGAAGCCCUACAAGUGCAGCGAGUGUGGGAAAGCCUUCUCGCAGAACUCCUGCCUUAUCAUCCACAAGAGAACUCAUAUGGGCAAGAAGCCGUACGAGUGCUCAGAGUGUGGGAAGACCUUCUCCCAGAAGGCGAACCUCAUUCGCCACCACAGAAUCCACACCAGGGAGAAACUGUAUGGGUGAAGGGAGAGUGCGGGCUUUGUCCCGAGUCCCAGCCCACCUGGGAAUAUGAACCCCUGGAUGUUCUGAGUGUGGAAAACCUUUCAUCAGGGAGUCCAGUGCCACUGUGUGCAGAGAUUCAUACCGAGGUGAAAUUCUUCCAGUCUGUGGAGAAUUAAGAAGAGCCCAUCUCUUACAACUAACAGUAGAAGGGUAAUGAUGCUCUAGAGUGUUAUAUUUUUAUAAGAUAUGCCUCAUUAUAAAAUCUAUCUGAAUUACCUGUGGCUAAUGAGCUUUGAAGUCCGUGAAUAAAGUAAAUCAUUAAGACAACAGAUCUAAUAAACAUCAGAACAGUCCCAGGGCACAAAGAGGGCUUACGUCCCUGAGCAUGCUGCAUAGAAAGAAUCUGCUUUAUUUUUAAACUGCAUCGCUAAUUAAACAUAAGUGUGAGCCUGUGGGCACACACACCAGAAUAUACAGAAUGACAGCUGUCAGACUCCCCUAAAUCACACCCUUUUGUCUUCAUAAUGUACAUUAUACCUAGAAAAGUAGGAGUUUAUUCUUAAGCCAGGAGUCCAGACACCAUACCAACAUCUCAUUUAUUUUUGUUUGUUUGUUUGCUGGCAAGCAUUACAGGGCCCCCUACCCCCGGAUCUGGAAACCAGCAGGUUCAUGACAUCUCAUCACCUCUCCAUCGUCUAGUUCACAAUUAGGUUUCAUAUUAAAUGUGUAAGGUUAGAACUCCCUUUUCUGGCAAUAUAUCAGACCACCCAAGGUGAAAGCCAUUUUAUCAGAAAUGACAAAUAAUAGAGAACAUUCUUUUAAAUGCAUAGUUCAAAUUGACCACCAAUAAAAAAUAAAUUUAUUAAAAAUAAAUAAAUAAAUAAAUAAAUAAAUAAAUGCAUAGUUCAGCUGGCAAGAAUGGCGUUACCAGGUGUCAGAGAGCUGAACUGAACUGAGAGCCAAAGAUUAAGUUUAGGGGCUGAAGCUGGAGCUGCCCUGUGGUUGUAACUUGGUUGACCCCAAAGCUUGGGUGUUCAAGACCAAAGGAGGACAUGAAGCAAGGCCUUGGGGCAUGUGAGGCAGACCGUGGGUACUGAAGUAACUUACAAAUUCAGAGAUUUCAGAAGUCGCUCUGUACAGGAAAAGGGUGGACUAGCAGCAAAAUCUCACUUGGGUGGGAAGCUUGUCUUUCUCUCCAUGGGCUCUGAUGGGGGAAGAUUUGCCCUGAUGACUCAUCAGCCCUGACCACCCCAUGUGAGUCAGAGUUUGGAAUUCACCCUAUUCCUGUCCCAGUUUUAAAACUGACCAGUGAAUAGAGAAAUUGGCCCUGUCUUUGGAACAAAUGACAGAAGCAAACAAAAUACCUUUUAGAGGGAGACACCCUCAACCCAUGUCCACCAGGAUUCUGAUGGACAAACCCAACAUGAGUUCAUAAUCCAAAACUACAAAGCAUGAGGAACCGGGCUGCCACGGGAGUCAGCGAACACAUGAACAAAAUAACAUCCAGGAUUUUAGGGUCAUAGAAACACAUGAACCUCUAUAACAAUAGCUCCCUUCACAAAUGAUUAAAAACAAAAAGUUGAAACCACGUGAAAGCAAGGCACAAAGACAGAUAAUGGGUUUCUUUGGAAAGGGGACCCCACAGAGUGUAGAAAUGAGUACUGGCAUUGCGAUGUGAACAUCACAAUACUCAGCUGCAGAGAGAAGGAACAGAAAAGUAGAGCGAAGCAAAGUCAUAGGAUUCAGUCUACAGAGAGGCACUUAAAGUGAGAAGAGCCAGCAGGAGUUCCCAAAAGACAAAAUAGAGGAAGAAAAGUAUUCAGAGAAAACACGGCUCAAGUCUGACAAGACACAUGCACUCGUAGAUUCAGGCGGCACAGUAUGUGCCCAGGUGGAUGAGCCGUAAAUCUGCGUGGUAGACACACACCUGUCGAGAGCUGCUGAGCUACUUGAUAGUAUCACUGCUCUGCACCUGCGUGGUCUGGCUGAGCAGUCUGUGGGGACCUGACUCAUGGUGGCCCCCAGAUGGCAGCUGCAGAGCCACAAGCGAAUGUCAGGUCCCCAUGUGGCUUUUCCCCCCAUGCUCGUGAGUGCCGUCUCCCCUGCUUAUCAGCACCUGUCCGCCUUAUGUGCUCCUUAGCCAAGACCCCUGUGGAGCUUACCUAAACCCUGCUUUUCUGGUUUGAAUUGACCAGUGUGGUCCUAGCCCGGGGACUCUAAUAAAGACAUGUGCCGCGGG
This is a messenger RNA of Canis lupus familiaris (dog), 5280 nucleotides long. Its product is annotated as zinc finger protein 300-like. Gene Ontology annotation, molecular function: DNA-binding transcription repressor activity, RNA polymerase II-specific. NCBI's taxonomy places the organism in Eukaryota, Metazoa, Chordata, Mammalia, Carnivora, Canidae. The coding region runs from base 1650 to 3062 and encodes 470 amino acids. The transcript is spliced from 8 exons. Gene Ontology annotation, biological process: negative regulation of transcription by RNA polymerase II. The record is from RefSeq and is a predicted model, not a curated record.